This is a messenger RNA of Brachypodium distachyon (stiff brome), 1762 nucleotides long. RefSeq names its product peroxisome biogenesis protein 3-1. The record is from RefSeq and is a predicted model, not a curated record. The coding region runs from base 260 to 1408 and encodes 382 amino acids. Gene Ontology annotation, cellular component: peroxisomal membrane. Gene Ontology annotation, molecular function: protein-macromolecule adaptor activity. The transcript is spliced from 6 exons. Gene Ontology annotation, biological process: protein import into peroxisome membrane. Lineage: Eukaryota; Viridiplantae; Streptophyta; Magnoliopsida; Poales; Poaceae.
CGUUCCUUCCUCGACCGUCCUCAACCCGACCGCGUUUCCCUCGGGCCACGUCCUUCACGAUUCCCCAACCCUCUCUCAGCGCCGCGCCGCCGCCGCCGCCGCGAAUCCCGUCGAGCCGGUCUACCUCUCCUCGUCCCGCCGCCGCCGCUCCCCCCUUCCCCUCCAGAUCCAGCGGGGAAUCGCUCGGAUCCAGCGGGGGAUUUCUUCUGUAGUCUUGCUCUAAUUCUGGUGCGUCCAGUUUGGCGCCGCCGCUGCGACCAUGUUCCAGCUAGGGCCCGCCCCCGGCAAGCGGUUCUGGGCGCGGCACCGGUGGAAGGUGCUUCUGUCGCUGGGCGUCGCCGGCGCCGGCUACGCAGCGUACAGGCUCUACGACGCGCACCGGAGCCAGCUCGUCCGGGUGGAGCAGCGCCAGCUGGAGGAGCGCGCCGCCGAUGAGCUCGUCAAGAACCAGUUGCAAGCCCACUUUGAAAAUGUGCAGAGGAUCUCGGAUACGACCACAUUGCCUUUUGCCAUGCAUUAUCUCCGUUCACGGAUAGUGGAAGAAUUGGAUAUCUCGCACUUGACUGAGAAGCUGCUGCAAGGGAAGGGAGAAUCCGGUGUGCUGACAACAAAGGAGAAGUACGAUACCUGGGAGAAGAUUAAGAUCAUGAGUUUCACAAGGACAGUGUCUUCAAUGUGGGCGAUGACAUUGCUUAGCUUGUAUGUUAGAGUUCAGGUCACCAUAUUGGGCAGACAUCUCUACUUAGAUUUUGCCCGUGGUACAGAUGGUUCACAGUUACAGGCAGAAUCUGACACUCUUGGCAGAAAUGGGCAUAAGGACUUUCUUGCAACUGCUGAUUAUCUCGCUACAUAUGGUAUCAAUACAUUGAUAAUGCAAAUGGAACACGCUGCAACAGAAAUCUUGAAAGAGAAGCAACUGAAAGAUCUUAUGAGCAUGGACCAAGUAUUACAAACGGUGUUGCAAAUAUUUGACCAGUUCAUGAGUCUUUGUGAGGAUAAAUCAUGGAUUAAUUACCUUGUGCCUGAGAAUGCCAAUCGUUAUGCACAGUUGUUGGCUGUGUCUGGUAGUGGCUUUGAUGACUCAUCUCUUCUAAUGGAUGUUAGAAAGCUUGACCAGUUAAUGACCGAGACACGCAUAGUGUUGGCAAGUGAUGAUUUCAGAAACGUCAUGGACAUGUCACUGAGGAAGAUAGCUGAUGUGGUGAUAGAGGACUUGGGUGCACAGCUUGGAGCUGCUGUUCCUCCAUCAGGAUUGCCAUUGGCGAAGCUCUUGGCUAGAGUAGCUCAGCUGAGUUCACCAUUGCUUGAGGAACCAAGUAAGAACAAGCACAUCCAGAUUAUUCGAAGCAUGCCUGAGGUGGAACUCUUCUACACAUUUCUCUAUGCAAACAUGCCACCACAGACAUGAUUAUACAUCGAUGUGGAAAGAAAUACAUUUUCUUCCUAAAUUUUGCCCCGGGAAACUCCAAAAGAUCUAGUUAUUUAUGUACGAAAAGUCGAGCAUUCUGCGGUACGGAAAACGGAUGCAGGUGGGGAGGAGGUUGGUUUCAUGCUAUGUAUAUUCUGCGCACGUGCCAUUGUUACUAACAAGUAUCUAACUGGGUGUUGUUCUUUGAGGGUGUUCUUUUUUCACUUGAUGCUUUUGCUUUGUGGGGUUCUAGUUACAAUUUUCCCCGGUCUGUUUCUGCCGUUUUAUUGUUAUUUGUUUGGGAGCAUGCGCAAUGGAAAUUGCACCCGAUCAGUGUUGUUUUCUUCUUUAUUA